Molecule: messenger RNA, 437 nt
Organism: Ectocarpus siliculosus
Lineage: Eukaryota; Phaeophyceae; Ectocarpales; Ectocarpaceae
Source: the annotation of a GenBank genome assembly
CUAUGGUAGCGGUAGCAGCGGCAGUGACUGCUAUGGUAGCGAUAGCAGCGGUGACGGUGGGUGCUUCGAUUUCGACCUCGACGGCGCCCCCGGCAGCGAAGUUGACAGCGAGGACGCCGCCGCUAGCGAUGUGGACGGUAGCGAAUGCAGCUGGAGUCUCCCCUCCUUGUGGGAAAGGGAGGCAGCGAUAGAGGCCAGGAGAGAAUCGAUCCCUUCCCCGUAUGCUCCACCGGGCAGAGAUGUCCCCCCUCUCAGGAUCACGGGCAUUGUGUGGGAGCGCAGCACGCUGGGGAAGGUUUCCUUUGGCUGUCCCGAGCUGCCGGAGGCGGCCUUCGGGGCCGCGGUGAUCGAGCCCUUGCACGGGGCGGCCUGCACGUCCACGCUGAAGCGAAUCACCCUCAGCUCGAAGAACUCUAACCUUCCCCCGACGACGGCGA